Molecule: messenger RNA, 1551 nt
Organism: Amoebophrya sp. A25
Lineage: Eukaryota; Dinophyceae; Syndiniales; Amoebophryaceae
Source: the annotation of a GenBank genome assembly
UGAAAAAGUCAAAACAUUUUCGUACAUUAGACCGCAAAAAAUGAAAAAUGCAUCUCCCGACGUCCUAGUACUUUGAAAAGUGCCAAAGAAUGCUGCAUUGCGACCAUCAAGAAGAGCCACGAACGAUACUGCGGUCGCGAUCAUGGCUGACGUUGAAGCUUCAUUUUGGCGGGUUUUUCACAAUGCUCGUGUGUGCUUUGGUUAUUUGCAAAGCAGAAGAGGAUCACCAUCCAGAUGUGACUGCAAUCUUUUCGGAACGAACCCUAGUAAACUCAUCUUCUUCAUCUGUGGCCUGGCUCGAUUGUUCUACAGAAGGGUUCGAUAAUGGAUGGAGCGUCUUUCGAAAGCAAGUUUGGGAAUUUUUUCGAAAGCAAGUAAACGGGAACAACUACAACAGAGUAGAGCUGCUACACCAAGGUAGUUCUCGCGAAGAAGACGUCCUCCCUGCGUCUCUGCCACCACUUUUACACGACCAAGAGUUGGUCGACUCUGCCACCUUUAUUGUCGACAAAUACUUGCCGCUCGUUUGCACUAUGCCUUGUUCCAGCAGUGCUGACUUACGAUGGGAGAGAACCCUUGCGCUGUUUGACCGUAACUGUGCCGAAAGAACUACCCGCAAAAAUUUCGAUCGAUACCUACUACGAGGACACUUUCGGGGAGUGAAGAUGAGUUUGACAAGGACUGUAGAGGCGCGAGAAGAAGCGCGAAACGACGAAGCCCGAAAAAUUCUUGGGGAAGAUGACGCAGGAGAGGUGCAGCUAGAAGAUGACGAAGGAGAGGUUAAUGAUACGCAAUCUUCAACUACAACUACUAUCGCUGAAGAGCAGGAAGACUUUUGUCUCUACGGUUUGACCCAUGCACUUGUAAUUCAAGCGCAUGCACUGUGGCACGUGCAGUUUCAGCUGGCUUUCCGAAAUGUCUAUGUCGCUUUUCUGCUUUAUGUUAUGGACUACAACAACUUGGAAGAUCUUAUAGCUCAUGCCGCGUACUGCAAGUGGCAGUGGUGCUAGUAUGAAAUGAGUCUGGUACACUCACGUAGCGUACCAGACCACUAUGCAUAGCAGUCGAGCCAGGAAAUAGAAAUAUAACAUAAAGAUGCUUGUUCAUUUCCAGCUACGGAAAUUGUUUCGAAUGGAGCGGCAGUUCUGCGUGGCCCCUGAAGUUUUCUACGGUUGUGGCGAAUCUGAAUGCUCCCGCAGCCGAUGGCUUCGAUUUUUCCAUAGGAAUGACUUUUCCCGAUGCAGACCCGUCUGCGGAUGCGCAAUACACGACAACAAGAACUCUAGUUGAUGAACUUGGAGAGUCAAAUUCGACGCCCAGAAGUGCUACGACGCAGCAGGAGGACAAGUCUGCGUCGCAGCAGGAGGACGGCGUAGAACUAGAGGAAAAGACAUCUUCCUACUCUCGAUUUCCUCCGUGCCACACAAAAUGUUGUAAAGGAAAGGCGUUUGUGCUUUUCGAUCUUCUACAAGAAGAGGACGGCAUUUCUCUACAACGUGGUCCGACUUCACGAAAAAGUAAGAACAACCAAGCAGCUAGUAGUACAUGCAC